Molecule: messenger RNA, 1714 nt
Organism: Xyrauchen texanus (razorback sucker)
Lineage: Eukaryota; Metazoa; Chordata; Actinopteri; Cypriniformes; Catostomidae
Product: tumor necrosis factor receptor type 1-associated DEATH domain protein
Exons: 6
Coding region: 134-1012 (292 amino acids)
Biological process (GO): positive regulation of canonical NF-kappaB signal transduction; extrinsic apoptotic signaling pathway
Cellular component (GO): tumor necrosis factor receptor superfamily complex
Molecular function (GO): transmembrane receptor protein tyrosine kinase adaptor activity
Source: RefSeq, a predicted model, not a curated record
CUUUAAUAUCAGGCACUACAUCGACUUCUGAAAAGUUUUCUUCGCAUGAAGUUUUAGGCCUCUUUAAGUCUUCCGUGACAUUCGGACAAAGUCCACCAAAUCGCCGCGAUUUGAGACUGAGUUUGAGCAGAAGAUGGACAGUAUCGACACAAAGAGGUUAAAUGAAACCAACUCUAGUGAUCGAGUGUGGUCAGGGUGUGCUGUGCUCUUCUUGGGGUGUAGCAGACCAGAACACAACCUUCUGUCGGUUUACAAAGACGAGCAAGGGAAAUUCAGUGUGUUCAAGGUCAUUAAGCUCACACUUACAGAUUCAGUUGGCGGACUGGAAGGGUAUGAAAUCCUAAAACUGCACGAUGCUGAUCCCUUCCUUGGGGUGGAACUGAAAUUCAUGGCCAUGCCUCCUUGUCGGCGAUUCCUGGAGAGCUAUGCCUGCGGUUCACUUGCACAGUUUCUGUCCCAGCAUGCUUUGCGUCUUCUCGCACUUCCCGAUGAGGUUGUGGUAACACAGUUGAAAGCAGGAAUACACACACUGGACCAAAGCUUAUCAGACCUAGAAAUGUGCUUGGAGCAUAUACGCCAAUCACAGCCUGUGCGUUUGCGAGAUGACGAGGUCACACGGUUGGAACAGCAGCUGCAGAACAGCUACGGUUCUCCCAGUCAGCCAUCACAGGAACUGCCUAAGAACUGUUUUCUGUUUCAGAAAAGAGUGUUUGAUGAUAGGCCAUUGACAUCUGCAGACCAGCAACGAUUCGCUGCUCAUGUGGGACGGGAUUGGAAGCAAGUGGGAAGAGCUUUGCAAAAGAACUGCCGUGCCCUGAAAGGCCCUGUUAUCGACAAUCUUGCCUAUGAGUAUGAGAGGGAAGGUAUUUAUGAACAGGCCUAUCAACUGCUUGGACGUUUCAUCCAAUCAGAGGGAAGGAGUGCCAAGCUGAGCCGUCUUAUCACCGCACUGGAAGAGACAAAACUUACCAGCAUGGCAGAGAUCAUGUUGGGCAUUCAGCCACGGGAUUGAGACUUUAACAGAAUGAAUGAUGUGUUUGUGGUUUUUUUACGUGUGUGAAUGUUUCCAAGAUACACAGCUAAAUUUGAAGUGUGUGACCUCUCAUUUUUGUGAUAUCUUUUAAUCAUGACUUUGAUUUAUAACUGUCCUCACAUUGAAAUGUUUCAUAGAUGUAUAUGUCAUCAUGAUGUUUAAAAAAAGCACUUCACGUGAUUCUUUGUUUUAAACAUUAAAAUACUUUUAGCAUUGAUGGGAGAAGUGUUAUUGUAAGAAAGCAUUUAUUGUAGCAUACCUACUAUGACUAAUGUGGAUUGACUUAAUAGGCCCUGUACAUUAAUUGACUCACUGAGGACAGCUGGAAAUACAGUCUUUGAUAACAUUUAAAAAAAUUAAAUUGUGAAGGGCAAAUUUCUAUAAUGCAUAGCAAGGAUUUUGCUCAACUAUAGAGUACUUUCAUAAUAAUUAGAUAAACUGUUUUCUAGACCAAAACCAUGCUUGAUCUGAUUAUAAUACUGAUCUGUUUUAUUUAAGAGAUUAGACAAAAUUAAUAUGAACAUUCCUGGAAUCGAUAUUGGUAUAGGAAAACAUUUUUGAUCCUAAAACAUUAUUCCCUAUAUGUUGCAGUUUUCCUCUUCAUAAAUUGUAUGAUCUGAGAAAAGGAUGUAGGUGUAAUGAAGUUGCCAAUAGUCCAACAAUCAGUUGGAGAAAAAAUAA